UCGGGGAAGUGUGAACCUGGGAUAUUGAGGUUAGACAACUUGGUGCAUGUUUCAUUAUGUCAACCGAUAAAUAUGUCUCAAAUGUCACAAAGAAGAUAUCUGAUAUGGAGGUGGACGAAACAGGAAAAAAGUUAACACAUAAAGAGAAGAAAAAAUUAAAAAAACAACAAGAAUAUGAAAAAACGAUCGAAAUGUUAACGAAGACCGGUGGUCAGGGUCACAGUGACCUGGAUAAAAAUUUCACGCUUUCUCAGACUCAAAGUCAGAAACAUAGUAAUCAACAAUUAGAAAAUGCCGUUGAUAUUAAGGUCGAAAAUUUCAGUAUUGCUGCAAAAGGAAAAGAAUUAUUUACCAAUGCUAGUUUGAUAAUUGCACAAGGCAGACGUUAUGGACUAAUAGGACCAAAUGGUCAUGGAAAGACUACUUUACUUCGUCAUAUUGAAAAACGAGCAUUAGCAAUUCCUCCAAACAUUGAUGUUUUAUAUUGUGAACAGGAAGUUAUUGCUGAUGACACUCCAGCUGUGGAAGUAGUACUUAAUGCUGAUGUAAAAUGUAAAGAAUUAAUGGCAGAGUGUAAAAAGUUAGAAGAAUUGGUAGAACAAGGGGACACUUCUGUGCAAGAUAGAUUACAAGAGGUGUAUGAAGAAUUAAAAAAUAUUGGUGCUGAUUCUGCAGAACCACGUGCUAGAAGAAUUCUAGCUGGUCUAGGAUUUAACCGUGCUAUGCAAGACCGUGCAACAAAAAAUUUUUCUGGCGGUUGGCGUAUGCGUGUUUCUCUUGCUAGAGCAUUAUUCUUAGAACCAACAUUACUGUUACUUGAUGAACCCACAAAUCAUUUGGAUUUAAAUGCUGUUAUUUGGCUGGACAACUAUCUACAAGCUUGGAAAAAGACUUUGCUUAUUGUUUCCCAUAAUCAGAGUUUCUUAGAUAAUGUGUGUACAGAUAUAAUCCAUUUAGAUCAACAAAAGUUAUUUUAUUACAAAGGAAAUUGUAGUAUGUUUAAGAAAAUGUAUGUACAAAAGAAAAAAGAAAUGAUUAAAGCAUAUGAAAAGCAAGAAAAAUUGCUUAAAGAUUUGAAGGCUUCUGGUCAAAGUAGAAAACAAGCUGAAAAGAAGCAGAAAGAAGCUCUAACUAGAAAGCAGGAAAAGAAUAGAACAAAAAUGCAGAAACAAGAAGAAGAUAGUGCACCCACGGAAUUGUUACAAAAGCCUAGAGACUAUAUAGUGAAAUUUAGGUUUCCUGAACCACCCUCAUUACAACCACCAAUCCUUGGCCUACAAAAUGUGACUUUUGCAUAUGAAGGCCAGAAAGAAUUAUUUAUUGAUGUCAAUUUUGGUAUAGAUUUAAGUUCUAGAAUAGCUAUUGUGGGACCUAAUGGCGUCGGUAAAUCUACGUUUUUGAAACUGUUAACUGGUGAAUUAGAACCACUGAAAGGAGAAUUAAUAAAAAAUCAUCGAUUAAGGAUAGGAAAGUUCGAUCAACAUUCUGGUGAACACCUAACUGCUGAAGAGUCUCCAGCAGAAUAUUUGAUGAGAUUGUUCGAUUUGCCUUAUGAGAAAGCUAGAAAACAGUUAGGGACAUUUGGUCUUAGUUCUCAUGCACAUACAAUUAAAAUGAAAGAUUUGUCAGGGGGUCAAAAGGCGCGAGUCGCUUUAGCCGAAUUGUGUUUAAACGCACCAAAUGUUGUAAUUUUAGACGAACCUACAAAUAAUUUAGAUAUAGAAUCCAUUGAUGCCCUAGCCGACGCUAUCAAUGAUUACAAGGGCGGAGUUAUUAUCGUCUCUCAUGAUGAGCGACUAAUUAGAGAAACUGAAUGUUAUUUGUAUGUAAUCGAAAAUCAACAAAUUAAUGAAAUUGAUGGAGAUUUCGACGAUUAUAGGAAAGAAUUGCUAGAAAGUUUAGGCGAAUUAUAUAUAUAUAUAUUAGUUUUACAAAUUUUUAACACACUUCAGCAUUCACGGUUAAUGGGUAGGUAUUAA
Messenger RNA from Eufriesea mexicana, 1979 nucleotides. RefSeq names its product ATP-binding cassette sub-family F member 1. NCBI's taxonomy places the organism in Eukaryota, Metazoa, Arthropoda, Insecta, Hymenoptera, Apidae. The transcript has 5 exons. Gene Ontology annotation, molecular function: ATP hydrolysis activity; ATP binding. Bases 57 to 1979 code for a protein of 640 amino acids. The record is from RefSeq and is a predicted model, not a curated record.